AUGGACACCCACGCGCUGCCAGCGCGUGUGGCGGCGCGUGGGCACGGUAUCAGAGGGGCUUUGGUUGCUAUAAGCGAAGUGACAAAAGAAAUCCACCAGGGAAAUUCUGACUUCUUUGCUAUAAGGUCAACUGAGUAUGGUCGGUUCUUAGUGAUAUCGUUGGGUACUGGUUCAGCAAAAUCUGAAGAGAAAUAUAAUGCCGAUGAUGCAGCUAAAUGGGGUCUUUUGGGAUGGUUGACGAAAGGGGGUUCCUCUCCAUUGACAGAUGUAUUUACUCAAGCAAGUAAUGACAUGGUCGAUUUCCACCUUGCGACUGUUUUUCGAGCUCUUGACUGUGAGAAAAAUUACCUCAGAAUUCAGGAUGAUACAUUGGAGAAAACAGUAUCUUCAGUGGAUAUUGCUACGCAAGAAAACUUGAAUAACCUUGUAAAAGUUGGAGAGGAAUUGUUGAAGAAACCGGUUUCGAGGGUGAAUUUGCAAACCGGUAUCUAUGAGCCUGCUCAUCAGGAAACAAAUGAAGAAGCUCUCGUAAGGGUGGCGCAAAUUCUGUCCAGGGAAAGGAAGGUCCGUGAAAUGAGAUCACCACAUGGAAAGGCUGUAGCUGACAGCAACUCCAACUGAUGAUCACAUAUUGCUAAUCUCACACUUAUUAUUCCCUCUAAUUAGAAUUUUUUUAAAAUUAAA
Messenger RNA from Prunus avium (sweet cherry), 684 nucleotides. The record is from RefSeq and is a predicted model, not a curated record. NCBI's taxonomy places the organism in Eukaryota, Viridiplantae, Streptophyta, Magnoliopsida, Rosales, Rosaceae.